Vicia villosa (hairy vetch) is the source of this 464-nucleotide messenger RNA. RefSeq lists its product as uncharacterized. The transcript is spliced from 2 exons. NCBI's taxonomy places the organism in Eukaryota, Viridiplantae, Streptophyta, Magnoliopsida, Fabales, Fabaceae. The record is from RefSeq and is a predicted model, not a curated record. The coding region runs from base 58 to 318 and encodes 86 amino acids. Gene Ontology annotation, biological process: defense response.
AUAUCAUAGCAUCUCUUUUCUUUCUUCCAUUAUUAUAUUUUCUGUUUCUUGUCAAAAAUGGUGCUAGCUGGUAAGCUUAUUACUGAACUUGGGAUCAAAACCCCCGCUGAAAGGUUUUACAAACUCUUUGCAUCAGAACUUCACGAAGUGCAAGUCCAUUGUGAAAGAAUUCAUCAUACCAAGCUGCAUGAAGGUGAAGACUGGCAUGACACUGAUACAGUUAAACACUGGACAUAUGUCAUAGAUGGUGAUAAAAUAAGCAAAUGCACUAGAGAUAUUGAUGCUCAUCUUAUCAAGGGAGAGAAGGUUGCUCUAUAAGUCAUCAAUGCAUUUUAUUUAUAUUGCAUCUUUAUAAUUAGUGUGAUGUUUGUAAUGGCAUGCAUGUAAGAUAUAUAAGCAUGCAUGCAUGUUUGCUUUUAUUUAUAUUGCAUCGUUAUAAUUAGUGUGAUGUUUGUAAUGGCAUG